Messenger RNA from Oryza sativa Japonica Group (Japanese rice), 2577 nucleotides. RefSeq names its product pentatricopeptide repeat-containing protein At2g03880, mitochondrial. Gene Ontology annotation, molecular function: protein binding; zinc ion binding. The record is from RefSeq and is a predicted model, not a curated record. NCBI's taxonomy places the organism in Eukaryota, Viridiplantae, Streptophyta, Magnoliopsida, Poales, Poaceae.
UUUCGUCGUGAAAGGUGUGGGGCCAGUGUCCUGACACGAGUGCCCUGGGCCUGCAGCUCCUCCGUCUCAGGCGACGUCGGAGGCAGAGCUCCAGUCCUCGAUCGUCUGCUCGCUGCUCCGGCGGGAGGACGAAGAGGAGCGGCGGGGUUGGGGGUGCUCCCGCCUGCCCGCCCGCCGGCCAGCCAGUACCCUAUGGCAGCAGCUUCCCUACUAUGCCAUGUUAUUGCUAGAUCCGCCCCUGCUGGCCGGAGCCGCCGCUGCCUCCUCCACUCCGACCCCCACACCGCGCACCCCCUCCUCGUCGCCUUCUCCCGCCUCUGCGCCCACGGCCCGCUCCGCGACGCGCUCGCGCUGCUCCCGGACCUCGCCGCGGCCGGGCUCACAGCGGACCCCGUCGCCGUCUCCCGCCUCAUCAAGCUCUGCGUCCGCCACGGCACACCCAGCGAUGGCCGCCUCAUCCACCGCCACGUUUUCGGCGGCGGCGAUGUGGCGGCGCCCUCCUGCAGCAGCCUCUUUGUCUCCAACUCCCUCGUCUCCUUGUACGCCAAGUUCGGCCUGCUCGACGACGCACUCAGGCUGUUCGACGGAAUGCCGCACAAGAAUGUCGUGUCCUGGACGACCGUCGUCGCUGCGCUGGCCAAUGCCCGCGGGAGGAAGGAGGACGCGCUGCGGCUUUUUGUGGCCAUGCUCAGGGACGGAGUGGCUCCCAACAUGUACACUUUCUCGUCCAUUCUGGGUGCUUGCAGCACGCCCAGGGUGCUCGCGGCGAUGCACGGGAGCAUCGUUAAGGUUGGGUUGGAUUCGGAUGUGUUUGUGCGGAGCUCCUUGAUUGAUGCGUAUAUGAAGUUUGGAGAUUUGGACGGUGGGCGUCGUGUCUUUGACGAGAUGGUAACACGUGAUUUGAUCGUGUGGAAUUCGAUCAUUGCAGGAUUCGCGCAGAGCGGGGAUGGUGUCGGGGCGAUAGAGCUUUUUAUGAGGAUGAAGGAGGCUGGGUUCUUGUCCAACCAGGGAACCUUGACCAGUGUUCUCCGGGCAUGCACUGGUUUGGUCACACUUGAGGUGGGGAGGCAGGUUCAUGCUCAUGUUCUCAAGUAUGACAAGGACCUGAUUUUGCAUAAUGCACUUCUUGACAUGUAUUGCAAGUGCGGUAGCCUGCAGGAUGCAGAUGCCUUGUUUGGCAGGAUGCCUCAGAGGGACGUGAUCUCUUGGAGUACCAUGAUCUCUGGUUUGGCACAGAAUGGGAGAAGCAUUGAGGCAUUGAAGGUUUUUGACAUGAUGAAAUCUGAAGGGCCUAGACCAAACCACAUAACUAUGGUUGGAGUUCUCUUUGCAUGCAGCCACGCCGGUCUAGUGGAAGAUGGUUGGUACUACUUUAGUUCAAUGGAGAAACUCUUCGGUAUUCAACCUGAGAGAGAACACUGCAACUGCAUGGUCGAUCUACUUGGUCGGGCAGGGAAGCUUGAUGAUGCUGUGAAGUUCAUCCAUGAGAUGAACUUUCAGCCGGACUCAGUUAUAUGGAGGACUCUUCUUGGGGCUUGCAGGAUGCACAAAAACGCCGAUCUUGCAGCAUAUGCAGCAAAAGAGAUCCUUAGACUGGAGCCUGACGACCAAGGUGCCCGCAUAUUAUUGUCAAACACGUAUGCUGAUUUGCGACAAUGGGCAGAUGCUGAGAAGUCGUGGAAGAUGAUGAGAGACAGAGGGGUAAAGAAAGAUCCUGGGCGAAGCUGGAUCGAGCUGGGUAAGCAGGUCCAUGUUUUCAUUGCUGGUGACUUGUCUCACCCAUGUUCAGAGAGUAUAAUUCAAGAGCUGAGCCGACUUUUCAGCAGGGUCACAAACCUCGGUUAUACCCCCCAGACAGAGUUUGUGUUGCAGGAUCUGGCAACUGAGCAGAAGGAAGAUCUAUUGAAAUAUCAUAGUGAGAAGCUGGCAAUAGCAUUUGGAACGAUGAACGCGAUGGAAGGGAAGCCCAUAAGGAUCAUGAAGAACCUCAGGAUCUGUGGUGACUGUCAUGCAUUUGCGAAGCUCGUCUCCAAGAGCGAAGGCAAGGUGAUCAUCAUCAGGGACCCUGUUCGUUUCCACCAUUUCCAGGAUGGAGUUUGCUCCUGCAAUGAUUACUGGUAGGGAUGACCGGCACUGUCCCCCAUUCGCAAGGUGCAACGAAGGUUAGCAGUGAGUAGUGACCACAUCAAAGGUCUGAUUUGAAAAUGUCUCCAAAAAUGUCCUGUCCGUGUGCUAUUGGCUGGAUGCACAUACAUGUCAGCAUACAGCACUGGACAACAUGUACGGUUGUACAUGUUACUCCUAUCACAUCAACUCCAUAUGUUCUCCUACAGCUGAUCCUGAGCCACAUCUAGAUUUCAGUGGAAGUCUGAAAGAGGAGCGUGAGAAAGAAAGAGCUAAGCUAGUCGAAAGGAGGAAAAAGAACAAGGACGGAAUGCAAAAAAAGGGAGAGGAGAAAGAGAAAGGCAGGAAUAGAAACCGCAGCCAUAGAAAAGAGAAGGCCUGCUGGCCAGCCUUCUUCCCCCCUCUUCCAGCUCAUCCAAGCCAGCAGUUGUCAAUCAUUUUCCCCCCGACUUG